Molecule: messenger RNA, 777 nt
Organism: Moneuplotes crassus
Lineage: Eukaryota; Ciliophora; Spirotrichea; Euplotida; Euplotidae
Source: the annotation of a GenBank genome assembly
AUCUCACAAGUGGUGAAUAUGGAUUACGACAAGCAUACAAAAGUGUUUCAAAAAUAUCAAUAUUACUCGAGCUUAAGGAACGUAAAUAAUAAAAGUUGUAAGAAGCCGACAUUGCUGAUAAACAGAGUGAAAAUUCAGGAAUCGAGAUUACAAGUGAAUCCCCAAUUGCUGAAUAUCUUCCAUCCUAAGAGCACUACUCCACUUUGAGGUGUCUCAUCAGCAACUGUGAGAACCAGGCCAGCAUUGACCAAGCCAACCCCAUGUUCUAAGAAUCAGCAGCCUGAUUAUCAGUCUAAUGAAGAACCAAGACACAGUGUCCCUACUCAUAAAUAAGAAUGAUUGAGACCAUUAUACUAACUAUGUUAAGUCAAGAAUAAAGAGAUCUCCUCAGAAAUUCUCUAAACAAGCAGAUUACCUUGUGACUCCAAGUAGCCCACAUUGGUCAAAGGCAUGGCCAGGCUUGAUGAAGACAACUCCGUCACCUAUGAUUCAUAAGGAAAGGAUAAAGACAGCAAGAGGACGUGGACACCGUCAGAACGAUCCCCUAGGAUGCCCAACUUUCCGUAUAACACGUAAAAAACAACUAACAAAGAGCUUAAACUGCUCUCCGAGACCUCUAAAGAACAACCACUCCUUUAAGGUCACCAAAAGGCCAAAAUCCCCCAAAAAAAUCACUCCUUCCAAAGCUUAUCCCAGCCUCCAGCACCCAAAAGGCUUCUUCCAAAACAUCCACCUCCAAAAACUCUUCAACAGCCCUCGUUGCUCCUAAUCCAGUAC